CUUCUUUCGUGUUCGUUUAACCAACUUGAUGAGCUAAUGGUGGCCCAGCAUCGAGGCACGGGACAACAGCAAUGCAGAAAUCCCUUUCGGUAGCAAUCUUGCGGAUUGUUUGCUCGUAGCUGAGCCACGAACGAGCGUGCCGUUCUGCGACGCGACAGAAAAACAGCCGUUAUCAAUUAUCAUGUGAAGGUGUAGCGUCGUUUACCGAACGCGGAGAACAGUUUGGUUUCCUGGGAUCGACGGUGAAGAAUCAGUCAACAAGCACGGAUAACAGUUGCAGCGUCGUUGAGGGAACGGAAGAGACCGCGGAGAUUGACGCGGCGUCAUCUUUCACGGUGAAGAUCGGAUGUGGACGUUGCGCCAUUCGACUGACGAAACGGUAGCAACGGAGGAAACCGCGUUUUCGAACGACCUGGCACGUGAGAGGAGGCCGUAUUGGAUGAACAGGGGUGAUUGUCGGUGAUGGACAAUGAGCAGCCACAUCAGGAACUGGUCAAGUGCGUGGUUGUCGGCGAUACGGCAGUUGGAAAGACCAGGCUGAUCUGCGCGAGAGCCUGUAACAAACACGUGUCGCUGUCGCAACUCUUGACGACCCACGUGCCCACCGUCUGGGCCAUCGACCAGUAUAGAAUUUACAAGGACGUUUUAGAACGCUCUUGGGAGGUAGUCGACAACGUGAAUGUUUCCCUGCGACUUUGGGAUACGUUUGGCGACCACGAGAAGGAUCGACGUUUCGCGUACGGCAGAUCGGACGUCGUGCUACUAUGUUUCUCCAUAACAAAUCCUGUAUCCCUGCGGAACUGCAAGGCGAUGUGGUAUCCGGAAAUACGACGAUUCUGCCCGCAGACCCCGGUGUUGUUAGUGGGCUGCAAGAACGAUCUACGUUACAUGUACCGAGAUGAGACGUAUCUGAGCUAUUUCCGUGACCGGAGUCCGUUCGUGAGGGCCACAAGGAAGAGCGAUCUGGUAAUGCCUGAUCAAGCUCGAGCUGUUGCACGUGAACUUGGUGUUUGUUACUACGAGACCAGCGUCUUCACGUAUUACGGUGUUAACGAAGUUUUCGAGAACUCAAUACGCGCUGCCUUAAUUGCGCGACGCCAGCAGCGAUUCUGGAUGACGAACUUAAAAAGGGUGCAGAGGCCUUUACUUCAGGCACCGUUUUGUCCACCAAAACCUGUCCCGCCGGAAGUGUGUCUGGCGGCGAGCACCUACGAGGAGAACAUGAAAACGUUAUGGACGAAGCCAGUUCACACAGAUGUGACUUUGAUAGCCGGAAACUGCACGUUCUCCGCGCAUAGGUGUCUUUUAGCCGCUGCAUCGCCCGCGUUUCAUCGACUUUUCUCCAUGGAACUCGUUCAAGAACAAACACCUCGAAGCUCCAGCGAAUCAAGCAUGGUGAGUACGUUCGGCGAAGCAACGGUCGGCGACUUUAACGACGACACUGAGUGCCUGAUUCGUAUUGAUCAAUCAAAACCUGCAAAGGUUUGGGAACAACUGAAGCGACGUUCGAGCUUUCAAGUACUGCCCACGAUGGAGAACCAAAAGAAACCGUCUGGAACUACCAGAGACCUCAAUCAUCCUGCCUUCCAGAACAUCCGUGUAUGCUUGACUGAAAACACAAACGGAAUGCAGCAACCAACGACCGUGGUGACGCUGUCUAAAUUAAUUACACCACAGGCGAUGCAGCAAUGCUUGCAGUUCAUUUAUACGGGCAGCUUGGAUAAACGGUAUCACGAUCUACAAACAGCUCCUAUCGGGCUUCUACUGGAGAUUAGACAAGCGGCAGAAUUCUUGGAGCUUCCACAAUUGCUGAUGGUGCUUGGAACUUUGCAGACAAGAGACCAGUUCAAUAACGAUCUUAACAAUCGAUAUAAACAAGUGGUGAGGCAACGUCUGGAAGACAUUUGUCUAGAACAAGGACUUUUCGCUGAUGUGAUAUUCGAACUAGACGAUGGAAGCGUACCAGCUCACAAAGCGAUUCUCACUGCCCGAUGUGAUGUAAUGAAGGCCAUGUUCUCUGGAGAUUUCCGUGAAAGUAGCGCAAAAGUGAUAGUGUUUCCCGGUGUACGCGAAUAUACGUUCCACAAACUGCUCUGCUAUCUCUAUACGGACGAAGUGCCAGCAAUUUCCUCUGCCAGGUGCUUGAACCUCUUAGAGUUGGCAAAUCGUCUCUGUUUGCAACGACUGGUGAACUUGGUCGAGAGCAGAGUAAUCGAAGAUCUCGAGAGAUUGUCUCAAAAUGAAGGAAACGAGGCCGUUGAGAACUGUCUCAGACUGCUGGAACCAUGCAAGUUGCAUAACGCCGAUCAGCUAGCUGACUGGUGUAUGAACCACUUGUGCGUCAAUUACAACAAGUUGUGCAAGAUGUCUCCGCGAAGCGUACGCCUCUUGCAUCCGGAGAACCAGGAAUACCUGAACGAGCAUCGAUGGCCUCCAGUGUGGUAUUUGAAAGACUAUGAUUACUACCAAAAAUGUUUGGCGGAACGUGACCGCGAAAAUAAGCCGACGUUGAAGAGAAAUCGCAAUCAGUCCGGUUGUUUAUGCUUCUCCGGCACGAGCAAAACUAGAAGAGAAAGUUCCAGCGGCGGUGGAGGCACAGCGUCGUCGGCGAACAACGAUCCGCAAGCUGAACGACCCCUGUUCGACUCAAUAGAGUCAGGUGAACAGGUUGUAUGACAAGAGCCUAGCGGCUUACGCCGCUCAGUCCGAUUCAUUCUGGUCCUACCCGUGCUCAUGGUCUUCAUAUGCACCAUUUUUACUAUUUUGAUACUGCUACAGAUUUAUACCUAAGGAACGUUAAACGCCGACAACACGAUCUAUGCACACGCGAGGAUAUCUAUGAAGAAAAAAAAAAAAAAAAAUCCGGGUAUAUAGAUCCUCCAGUUCUUUAUCAGUCAUCUUUAUCGUGAUCCUUUUUCCUGGUUUUCUUUGCCUUGGGACAAAAAGUCCAGUCUAAAAAAAAAAAAAAAGAAAAAGAAAAGAAAGAAAGAAGCGAUAUAUGGAUUAUUGAAUAUCCGAGAAAAUUGGUGCGAUCGUAUCUUUUUGUACAACCUUAACGAAGAUGAAUCCCGACAUCCGUACUUGUCGUUCAAGAAACGGGUUUAAAAAGAAAUUGUACGCUAUCGAUUCUUUUAGAAUUUCACACGGGCGUCCGUCGUUUGUAAGCGAAUAAAACAAGAUGGUGCCUUUCGUUGACGACUCGUCGUUGCUGCCACAGCGACCUUAAACAGGGUGACGUCGAUCACCUGGAACAUGUUUUAACGUCUUUUUGAUCGUAUCCGUAAACACGAAUUGCAAAUGAAAGAGAUGAAUCACGAUACAAGUUGAAAAAAAAUAUAUCCAAUAUGCAUCCAAUUAUGCGUCCGUCAAUGAGCACGGUACGUCUCUUCAUGGAGGACGUGAAUGCUUCAGAUUGCUCAUUCACUUCGAUCACGUAACGAGUGAUUUUUAUAUACAAGAGGUGUUACCUCAGUGGUUGUUAACAUCCUUGAGAUUUUUUCAGAUUUUUCUGGCCGAUAUUACUCGAGAUUUCCCGUACGUUCUUAAACGAAGAAUUUCUGAAUCCCACAGGCAAUCGGAAAUCGAAUUGGAUUUUCUACUCACAAUCAAUCGUUGUGCGAUCUAAAUUCCGGAAAAUCGAGACAGUUGUUUUCAUUUCCAGCUCCCACUCUGCCUAACAUUACAGUUUAAUUUUACAAAAACCGAAGCGAGAGGGACAAGCUGGAAACAAAAAAGAGAUCGAAUCGAACCACUGAAGGGGGAAGAGAAAAAAAGAAAAUUUCCAAGAGACGAUAAAGAUUCGCCGUACUUUUAUCGAUGCGUGUUAGACUGAAGAAAACGAGCAAUAGCUUUAGUCCAUAGUAGAGCGUGAUUAUGCCAAGCGGUACAUAUAGUUCUAUAAGGAAUAAGUAACUAUUAACGAUAAAUCGACGCGGAUUUUUACAUUGUUUGUACAGCAUCCGACGACAGGCCAUGCUUCAUUUCUUGAGUUCCCAUCUAACGAGAUUGCGAUUUCUUCGAGUGCGAGGAGACCCUUCGUAUUUGUACUAUUUUAUAACGAUUUAUGGCUAAGUGAAAUUACUAUUCUCACUCAUCAAUCGUCGAUUACCAUAAAAAAAGAAAAAAAAAGAAAAAAAGAAAAAAAAACGACGGGGACACGUGCAGUUCAAUCUACGUAACGUUGGAUCGUCCACUGAAAAAAACUGCAACAUAUCGAUCACGGUAAUGGGUUACUGCUAGAAUUAUAAAUUGCGAUUACAUCGGUAAAACACUAACUUAGUAGGAUAGAUAAUAACGGAGAGAAAAUUGGAGUGAAUCGAUAUAUAUAUAAUCGUAACGACUAUAUAUACAUGUAUUGUAACGAUUAUAUUGUUAACGUUCGUAAGGUAUAGAACGAUGCUACAUUAGAAUGUAUCUCUGUGUAAGAGUGAAUUCUCGCGUAUAUUAUAUAUUUUCUUAGCGAACUUGUACUUUAUAAGGCACAAAUUGGCCCUCGUACAUCGAAGAAACGUAAUCGUGCAUCAUUAAAGCCGGUCAUCAAUCGCGUUUAAUUCUCAAGUAAAUUCUCCAUUAGAUAUGAAGCAACCUGUACUAUUAGUCGGUAUUACAGAUAUCUAAUAUUUGUUAGAUCAUUCUUCGUCGUGAUAAUCGUUCAAUUUCGAUUUUUCCAUGCAUCAUCGCGCAAUGAAAGUAUGUUUCGAAUGCGUGAGCGAAUGGGAUGAAACAAAAGGGAAAGAAACGAAAGAUACACGAAGAAUUGUAAUUUUACAUACGUCGUAUACAGUACUAUCUUCGUAGCUGGCCGCUAAUUAACACUCCCCUUCCAACCCCUCUCCAUGAAGAAACUUCUAACAAAUUUGUGGGGAUAGCUGCGGUCAAUUAACAAAGCAGUACUGUAUACAAACGAAUGUUUACGUUACCACGCGUGAUAAUGUGCGCUUUUUAAGUGAUUAUUCGAAUUAAACAGUUUCAAAUAUUUAAACAGUUUGAAAUAUUUGAACAGGGAGAAUCGAAGAGGAAGUAAAGUUAAACAUAUAUAUACAUAUAUAUAUAUAUAUACAAGAUCUAUUACUGCCUGAUCUGUAAAUUAACAGAAAUAACGUACACGCAAGAGUAUGUCUGUUCCGGCGAGGGUGAGAAUAACGUCCCACUUGUACGCUACGUCAAUUUUAAUGUCAAUGUUAUCCUUCGUCACUCCUACAAAAUGUAUAUUUUAUACCGAAAUCAGUAACCGUAGGAAUAAGGAAUACAGUCACAUGUACGAAGGUGUAGAAUGAUAGGGGGGGAGAGGGUUCGGGAAAUUAUAAUUUUCGAACAUGUGUUUUAGUCAGGAUUUACCUCAAACUUCUGUUAAAGUGUUUGUCCAUGCGUACAAGGCAUUUGCGGGCAGAUGCGGAAAGCGUUUCCUGUAAACGGAAAGUUCAGUAUGAACGUCGAUUUACGUCGACGAACAGAAAUUCUUUUCGUUUCCACUCAUCUUUUCUUUUUUUUUUCUCAAAAAUUUCUCAAUUUUUCAAAGUACUUACAUAUUCGUUUUGCUCUCUUCUGACUUUUCAAUUUGUUACGCUCGCAAAGCCUUCGAUCCUAAGCCGAGAAAGAUUAUUGCGAUUGCGACGUCUGUGCUCUGAAUUGUGCAGUAGUGCCGCGUUAACUGGCCAUAGCUAUCCCCACCAGUUCUUAGAACUGACUUCGUGGAGUGUCUCUACAUAGUAUAUCUCGAAUGUAAAAUAAACAAAUAUAUCAGGCUAAUUAACAAAGCAUUACUGUAACCGAUUCGUUGCUGACACGAUUGAAGUAACUUGGUCGAAUUAAGAGUUUAAGCAUAGAUAUCGAUCACACAGAUGACACAACCUCGAACAUUUCAUAUUACACGUUCCGUAUUAACGAACGUAUAAAUUUUUUUUCAAAAGAUUCGACACGAGUCAAAUCUCACGACUAAUUAUUAAUAUUUCUAUAAGAAAUCGAGAUGCCCAAGCACGAUUUACGUUUCAAAUUUUUUAACCGUUUCGUAUAUUAAACUUUUCUAUUGCUUUAAUUAUACCUUGAUGAUCAGCGCCGAUCUUAUUUCCGAUCUUCGUGUAUGCGAACGCAUUUUCAAAUUGAAACACUUCUGCGCCAAUAUUUGAACAAAUAUGUAUAACACGAUGGACGGCAAGUGAACAGUACUAUCGAACUUUAAUAAACAUCAAGUUUUGUAAUUACCUUUAAA
Molecule: messenger RNA, 6208 nt
Organism: Frieseomelitta varia
Lineage: Eukaryota; Metazoa; Arthropoda; Insecta; Hymenoptera; Apidae
Gene: RhoBTB
Product: rho-related BTB domain-containing protein 1
Exons: 15
Coding region: 463-2676 (737 amino acids)
Biological process (GO): small GTPase-mediated signal transduction
Molecular function (GO): protein binding; GTPase activity; GTP binding
Source: RefSeq, a predicted model, not a curated record